AUUUGGGACAGAGCGCCUCACGUGACCUGCGAUUUCGAUUGUACCCACGGUGCCAAAUCGCAGCAGCGCACAGACAACCGCUAACAUACGGGGCUCGGUAAACUGCGCAUGCACUGUGUUUUUCCGUUCCGCGCCUGCUGCAGCGUUCAGCUUGGGGCUCUGCCUCUUUGCACAUUAUGUUUGUUCACUACAGGGCUGUGCAGACCCGCUUUCCCUUGAGAGUUUAUGGCCCGAUGUACCCAGCCAUUUCUUCUCUUCCCGCCUAACCAUUGUGGCUGCGUUUUGAAGGAAAACGUUGACGCUCUUGUGGUUGGUGAUAUUUCAAAAGUUAUGGUAUAAGCCGCCUCACAGCAAGAAGGUUCCAGGUUCAAGUCCCAGCCGACCCGGUUCCUUUCUGUGUGGAGGUUGCAUGUUCUUCCUGUGCCUACGUAGGUUCUCUCCAGGAAACUACCUUGUUUGACCAGGACACCUAAAUUGCUUUGGCUGCCAUGAUGCUUGGGUUACAAGGAAAUGCCUCAUCCUCCAAAGUGUAUCGUUGUGUGGCAUGUUCUGCCACCUUCACUGGACUGGCGUCCUUGCUAGUGCAUCAAGCAACCCAUGCUGGUGCACUCGCCAAGGUCCCUGCCCCUCCUCCCCAGCCUAACAUCAGCCCACAUGAAACACCGCUCCCAAGGACCGACUCGGUCAGUGAGCACCCCAGUCCACCACUCUUGCCUGAGAGCCCUUCACCUUCUUUUUAUAUUUGUGAUUGUGGACAAGAAUUUCAGGACUUUAAUCUUAUGCUAGAGCACAAGCAUUCACAUAUCUCUCAAAUACAGCUACUGCAGCCUCUGGACAAUAAUAUUCUUAUCUCUAGUGGAUCAGGUGAUGGUAAUGUUUUUCCUACCCAGCAUGUAUCAUUCAGUCCCACUGUAGACCAGCUAGGUUUGGUCCUUAGUUGCCCGUCUACAUCGAGGUCUCCAGCUGUCGAAUUACUCACAUUAAGUGACCGUGACCGUGAAGCAGAUGCAAGUCUUGGGGAUGACCCUGCCAUAGAAACCACUCCUAAAGUUCUGUGUCCACCCCCUCAAGAUGAAAAAGAUGAGGAACAAGUUGAGAACACAUCAGUCACACCAGAGCAAAUACCAGAGACUGUAGAGGACAUGGAGGACAAAACAAAAUCUGUUUUCAGUGGGGAACAGGGUGAGUGUUUGCCCAAAAAUAACACACUAAUGAAAUUGCUAGCUUCAGCAUACAUGAAGAGCUUUUCACUUCCUGAGUCUCAGAAUCAGAAUGAUAGCGCAGUUACUCCCAAGCAAGAAGUUGUUCCUGUUGAUAUAACACCAGGGGCAAAAAUUGAUGAGCCCCCAGUCAACGAUCACUCUAUUGCACAGUUGAGGCGACUGGUUGCAAAACCUGGUAUAACGACCAAAGCUCCAUCCAUUACCAGAAUUUUGGAGAACAGUAAGAAGAGGCUUGUUUCUCUGACUAAGACUUUGUCACCUGUUGUAGUUCUUGAAACCCGUCAAAAGCUCAUGGAUCCUAUGGGUAAUGGUACAUACGGGACAUAUCAAUGUGGCCGCUGUCGUAGAGUCUUUCAGAAUUUGGGCAGACUUACAGAGCAUCAUUUCUUGCAUAAAAAGGAGAGGAUUAAAUGUUGUCGUCGCUGCAAACAACUGAUCAUUGGGCGGCUUCCUCUACCUGACAAUCACAUAUGCCCUCAGUUAGGAAAUAAGGCCAUACAGCCCUCAAGCUCUUUAAAAAACUCUCUACCAUUUGCCCCAAAAAUAGUGCCAUUCCAUAGCCUUAAGAACACAAAAAAAGUUUUCUUUUGUCCAUUGUGCAAGCACAGCUACGCACGGAGGUGGAACCUCAAAAUGCACAAGUGUCAGGGCCCAAGGCCAGCCCUCUCUCUGCAGGCUAAUCACCCCAGUCAGAAAAUGAUAGUACUGAGAUCCAACAGUAAUGACAAAUUGAAUGCACAGGAUAAAACUGGAUCUCAGCUCACUAAUAAUGUUGCUGUGGGCACUGAGGUUACUAGUCGUAUAAAGGUAGAGGUGACGUCUCCAAAGUCGGGGCAGCCUGCAGUUUCACAGUUGGCCUGGACUCCUCCAGCACAAAGCUUCUUGCCAUUCUAUGCUAAAUCUUCAGUGAUGGAGCAGCACAAGGAUGCCUCUCUGUGUGGGACUUUGCUCCAGCAAGAAAAUGAAAACAGCUGGGGUGCAGCAUCGGUUGAAAACAGCAGUGAAGGGCAGUGGACAGUGCCCUUGGAUGAUGAAACUGAAGUGCUUAGCUCUGCAGAGAGAGCUGGUGAAGAUGAAGAGGUGAAGAAGUCGGUGUCAGCCGAACAUGCAGAUACAGCACCCCCUAGCCUGCGUUAUUUUGUCACCCAUGGUGUAAAACGAUACCCUUGCAACAGGUGUCAGAAAACCUACAGUAGAGAAGAUACCUUGAGACGGCAUCUGCGGCUAUGUGGAUUCAGGCCACGUGGACCUGGGACUGUAGCACAGAGCGAUGGUCAGGGUGCAUUUCUGCUAAAUGCCAACAAUAUGAAACCAAUGUUUGCUUGUUUUGUAUGUGGAAAGACAUUUAACCGCAAAGACAACAUGAUGGUUCAUAGAAAAAGGUGUCAGGUGCAGCGGACAAUGGCACAAGUAAAUAGAGGGGCUGUGCAACAGAGUUUGUCUGGUAACGCAACUGACUGUAAAACCCAAGAGGAUGAAGGUGGCAACUGGGGCAUCAUGUCACUACCCUCUGUCCUUCCAAGAAGGGUGACAUGUGAGUGUGGGGUCGGAUUUACCUCUCCAAAGCUGCUCCUGGAACAUCUGCAGAAACAUGCACAGGAAUCAUACACAUGUCCAACUUGUGGAGAGACUGUUAACUCCUGGGCAGACUAUGAAGUUCAUCUACAAAUCCAUAUGCAUCCUCAUCACCAGCUGCUGAAGGGACUACAACCGCAACGAUCACAACCUCUAUUACUACGGUUUCAACAACAGUCACCCCAACAGCCACUGCAGUCAGUGCAGCAACCUCCACAGAAGCCACCACAUCCAGAGCAGCUUCCAAAUGCCACAAAAAAACGGAUUGUAUGCACACGAUGUGGCAACACCUUUGCUUCUCGCUGCUCCCUACGAAAGCACCUAACCUGGAAUCGAUGCAAAGGUGGGCAGGUCACAAAUCCACCAAAAACCUAUCGCUGUUCCCACUGCAACUCUGACUUUCCGAACACUAUUAGUCUGAUAUUUCACCAGAGGAGUGGGGUUUGUAACCCCACCACCAAGCCAACGCGUUGUCCUGUUUGUCUUCGCUGGUUUGGCACUGUGAGCAGUCUGCAAAAGCACCUGCUUUCUCACAAACAGUCUGAAUCAUAUCGCUGUGAUGUGUGUCAGGGUACAUACCCAAGUCUAAAAUCCCUCAAAAACCACCGCAGGAGGAUUCAUCGCAUCCUGGCUGGGUACACUAAGGGACAAGCACAAGAACAGUCGACUUCUUAAUGAUACUGAAACAUGUUAAAUAUUGGAAUGGUGCAUUAAGAAUGGUUAUUUCCAUAUUUGCCAGUUGUAUUUUUUUAUUUUACUUUCUAGGAGUUAUUUUCACAUUGUACACAAGGUGUUUUAUUUUUACUUUUAAGACUGUCAUAGUAGCUUGCCACUGUAAAAACUAAAGCUUUGAUAUACUUUACAUUUGAAUUUUAAUAAGUUGGUUCCUAUAGUACAGAGCCUGGUUGUGCUGUAGUUUGAGUAUUUGGUGAUCAGAUUUUUACCACAGUGAAUGUGACAUAGCUUGUUGUUGUCGAUUCUCGUGUUAAUAAACACCAAUAGUGGUAUCUACAUUCCA
This is a messenger RNA of Monopterus albus (swamp eel), 3816 nucleotides long. RefSeq names its product zinc finger protein 658B. Gene Ontology annotation, cellular component: nucleus. Gene Ontology annotation, molecular function: RNA polymerase II transcription regulatory region sequence-specific DNA binding; DNA-binding transcription factor activity, RNA polymerase II-specific. The record is from RefSeq and is a predicted model, not a curated record. Bases 489 to 3473 code for a protein of 994 amino acids. The transcript has 3 exons. Gene Ontology annotation, biological process: regulation of transcription by RNA polymerase II. NCBI's taxonomy places the organism in Eukaryota, Metazoa, Chordata, Actinopteri, Synbranchiformes, Synbranchidae.